Messenger RNA from Alternaria burnsii, 963 nucleotides. RefSeq lists its product as uncharacterized. The record is from RefSeq and is a predicted model, not a curated record. Gene Ontology annotation, molecular function: cellulose binding. NCBI's taxonomy places the organism in Eukaryota, Fungi, Ascomycota, Dothideomycetes, Pleosporales, Pleosporaceae. Gene Ontology annotation, biological process: carbohydrate metabolic process. The transcript has 5 exons. Gene Ontology annotation, cellular component: extracellular region. Bases 1 to 963 code for a protein of 320 amino acids.
AUGAAGUUCUUUACAGCCUUCACAGGAGCUGCUUCGCUGAUAGCGACCGCAACCGCACAUGGCGGAGUUGAUCAGUACAUCGUGGGAGAUACAACAUAUGAAGGAUGGUCGCCCUACAACUCGGCUGCGGGUCAAAAGACAAUUCAGCGACAGUACUCAAGCUACGACCCUAUGUACAUCAAAGAUCUCUCUACAGUCAACAUCCGUUGCAACAAUAAGGGCACGCUCGGUACAGGCGUGUCAGGUACCAUUGCCGCUGGCGCAAAGUUGAAGACACACUGGAAGCAAUGGACUCACAGGCCGACUUCACUUCUCGUAUACAUGGCGAAAUGUCCAGGAUCUUGUGACAGCUUUGAUGGAGCAGGCAAAGUCUGGUUCAAGAUAUUCGAGCAGGGUCUUAUAUCUGGCACUGAAAACGCAGGAAUCUGGGCGGGUGAUGCCAUCCUUGACACUCUAUAUGCCACGGUCACUAUUCCAGCCACACUCGCAGCAGGCAACUAUCUGAUCCGCCAUGAGCUCAUCGCUGUCCAUCAGGCGAACAACCCACAGUUCUAUCCUGAAUGCGCUCAGUUCACUGUGACAGGUUCUGGCACAGCCUCCCCUCCGUCAUCUGCGCUCGUGUCUUUCCCUGGUGCAUACACCGGAACAGAACCCGGAAUUGCUUUCAACAUCGACUCUCCCGAAGCUAUGAAGGCAACCACAUACCCUAUUCCAGGCCCCGCUGUCUGGGAUGGUACGGGGAAUGCUCCUGCUCCAGCGUCGUCUGCUGCACCAACAGCUCAACCAGCAACCCCUACUACUUUGAUAACCAGCACAGCUGCUGCACCGACUGCAUCGGCUGCCCCUAUAUGCGAAGUAGCAAAGUAUGCGCAGUGUGGCGGUAUGACGUACAGUGGAUGCACGAACUGUGCGAGUGGAUCAACAUGCAAGGCGAACGGUGACUACUACAGUCAGUGUGUUUAG